GUUGGGAAAAGCCCGAAAUUCAAAUGAGAGAGAAAGGGGGAAAGCGGGGUAAUUUAGUGGGGAUAGUGGGAAUAACCGUCUCAACCGCCACUCUCGCAAAUUCUCACACACACACACACACACUAGUAAGAGAUACAUAGAUACAAACACCCAGUAUUAUGUGUCACUCCAAACAAAAUCCGCAGAUAAUAAUUAAGCAAAAGCCCAAAAAUCCAGACGCAAUCCCAUCUCCUCGACUUGGAAAUCAAGCGGCAUUUCAGAGAGAGAGAGAAUGAUGGAAGGCAAGAGAAGGAUGGCGCACGACGAUGAACUGCGCGAUAUAAAGAAAGGUCCAUGGAAAGUGGAAGAGGACGAAGUCCUCAUAAACCACGUGAAGAAAUACGGCCCCCGCGAUUGGAGCUCCAUUCGAUCCAAAGGCCUCCUCCGCCGCACCGGCAAGUCCUGCCGCCUCCGCUGGGUCAACAAACUCCGCCCUGACUUGAAGACGGGGAUGAAGUUCUCGGCCGAUGAGGAGAGGACGGUGAUCGAUCUGCAAGCGCAAUUCGGCAACAAAUGGGCGAAAAUCGCGACGUAUUUGCAGGGAAGAACAGACAACGACGUGAAGAAUUUCUGGAGCAGCAGGCAGAAGCGCCUCGCGAGGAUUCUGCACACCUCCACUGCUCCAUCGUCGAGCAAAUCUCACAAGACCACAAAGCAUCUCCAAACCCCUCCCUUCGAUUUCAUCCCAUCGCUCAAGGCGACCAAGUUGGAGGAGGAAUUUGCGGCGUCGUCCAUGGAAACGGUGCCGUUCGGGGAGGUGGUGUAUCCGAGCCCGAUCAGCGCUGUUCCGGUGGAGCAGCAGCCGUACGUCGCCUUCCCUCAGUUCCCGAUGCUUCCGCCGGACUACCCUCCGCUUCUAGAAGGGCAGGACUUCAUUGGCAGGCUCGGGGCUCCCAGUUUUCUCGACGACGAGUUGGGGCAUUCCGCGUUGGGCACAGCGCAAGUCCCCAUCGCCCCGUCGUUCCAAGCCUCUGGAACGUCCGAGAGCCACGACGCCGUGGACAUCGACAGCCUCAUCGACGAUGAUUUCCCUCCCAUUGACUUAUUUGAUCAAAUCGAGCCACUUCCUAGCCCCUCUCACUGGUCGUGAUUGGAUCUAACAAAGAAUGGCCUCUAUAUUUUUCAUCUAACAUUGUAGCUGCUAGUUUGUAAGUGUUUCAAACUUUUGUUAUGUUCUGUAUCUGCAACUCAUAUUGUGAAAUGAAUUGUGGUUUCUCUGUAAACAUUGUUUAGAACUAUCAUCACUAGCUAUGUAAUUAUAUCUUACUGGGAAACAAUAAUUAGAUCAAAUGGAAAAACUGGCUUCCCUGUCUCAAGAAGAUGUUGGCAACAUCUACUACCAUUUCAAAUUUGAUUGUAGCAAUGACAAAUUGGCAAACUUUAUUAUGAUAAUUCAACAAAACCAUUUAAUGGUCAGACGCUUCCCUUCUAACUAAGCCACACGAAAGGGAAAUGGAAAAUCAUUAUUGAUCCUCCUUAUAUAAAAAAAAAAAAAAAAAAAAAAGAUCAUUUCACAUCAAGGACAGAAAGCCAAUUCACUAGGUUUCUUGGACUUGCAUUAACUGGACACCAGCUAGAUCUUUCAGUGAUCCCACAAAGUUUCCAGCAGUAAACAACUUGUUCUCUUUGAAAACUACAGACCUCUGUAAGAUUGAAUAUGCACAAUACUCGACUUCGGCUACCUCAACAUCCUCAAAACAUCCUGCGACAGAGGAUCCAACUCCUUCCCCUGAAAGCAGACCAUUUUUUCAAAGUCUCAGAUCAUCAAGAAGCAAAACUGUGCUGAUGAAAUGUGUAGAAUGACGGCGACACAACAUUGUCAAGUGGCGCGUGAUGUAAGGCCUCAGAAAUAGAAGGUACCACUAAUGCUUGAGAGCCAGUAAACGCUACAUUUACGACUAGCUCUUGAGAAGCUUACCAUGUGUCACUAACAACAAGUUUUCCGAAGGAUAUUUGUCAGCGAGACUUGUGAUCACCUGAACAUAUCUAGCCCUGGCGCCGUCUAAUGUCUCUUGCCAUCUUGGCAGCUUACAUUCACAGACAAAACCAUGUUUUAGCAUGAGGAUAUUAAACUGCUACAGGCUCAUAUUGUAUAGGUCUGAAUAUAAUGAAAUCAUUGAUAUAAUAUUACCUCCUUAUAAACCAUUUCAGUAGAAUUAUCAAUAGUUCCAGCAGGUAAUACAGAUUUACAUUGUGAUGUGUCGAAACUAAAAAUCCCAUCUUUAGGUGCAACGUUAGGUCGGAUGGCUAAAGAGUUCAUCAUCUCACAUAAUCCAUACUCCAUUGAGACCUGCAGAAUAUGCAAUAGAGUUUAGUUGACAAGUGAUAUUGCUGUCACUCACUUCACACUCGAGCUUUAUAGAAACAUGACACACAGACUUAUAAUUUUGUCACUUGAUCAUACACAAGUAUAGAUAGAAGCCUGCAGCAUACAUGAACAAACUCCUCUAUUUCCAGUUUUGUUUACAUCCAUCCAAUCUUCACUUUUUAGCAUUGAACAAUAUAGCUUACAUUGGUAUCUUUAGAAGUUUAUAGGUUUAAACGUGGGAAUAAAUUAUGUGUUUGGAUGAAUAAUUUGACCUUUUGGAGUGUGAUAGGUUUGGAAUUGAAUAUUUAUUAGGUUACUUGUAUUUUUCCUGUAACUUAUGGUGGGGUAUAAUGAAUUUGCGGCUAGUAUACAAAAGAAUAAUUUAAGUGGUAGAUUCCACUUCAGUGAGUAUAAAAUUUGGAUGAAAUUUGACAUUUUUUUAAAAAAAUGAUAAAGCGUUGAAAACCUGGGGUAACUAGCUAACCAGUGACAUGAUGAAGAAUAGAAAAUAAAAUUGGUUUUUGGGUGGAGAAUAACGAUAGUGGCUUUCCGAGUUGUUGAAACACAGAGGGAAAAUGGAUUUGGAUAAACUUAAAAAAGUAAAACAUUUUCCACAAAAUCGUCAAAUUAAGCAGGCUGCAUAUAUUUUUUUCCAACUCCAAGUUUAAUCUGAGAUUUCAUCCGAGGAAACUCCUCCCAACAAGCAUAUCAUAUAUUUAACCUAGAAUUUCAUCUCUCAUACAAUAAGCGAGUACUUGAAUCCAGCAAUUCAUAUCAAAAAAGGAAAAUCAAGUUAUGAUCCACUGAUGUAGGCAAACUAUGCUGGAAAAAGAUAUUGAAAUUCAACGCAACGAAAUGUAUGUAAUACAGCAAAAGGUCAACAUCAACGACAAAAAAGGGCACGUUUCUCAUGCAUAAAAUUAAUAAACCGACCUUGAUUUUCGAAGGAUCGAUAACGACGCCGUUGGAGGUAAGGUCAUUGGGAUCGUCGGAUUUCCUGUCGACGGCGCACAGCGCCGAGACGACUCCGGAGGCAGUCUGGAGGCAGCGUAAGAAUGGGGAAACGAAGACGCGGUGGAUCGGAAAAGAGAGCUGCUUCCUGAGCUUAUCGCCGGUGGAGUAGGCCCGGACGUGGCCGUCGUCGGCGAGCGGGGGAUCCCAGGGGCGGGGCGCGGACGCCGCCCAGAGAGGGACGGCGUUGUCGAGCCUGUCGCCGUGGCGCAUUACGACGACGUUUUGGCGGAACUGGGAGGAGCCAUCGCCAUCGGACAAACCCAUCAAAUAGAUUUGGUGCAAAGAGAGAUUCUUAGAGUGAGAAAGUGCCCUCUUUUCGCUCC
Molecule: messenger RNA, 3684 nt
Organism: Salvia miltiorrhiza (redroot sage)
Lineage: Eukaryota; Viridiplantae; Streptophyta; Magnoliopsida; Lamiales; Lamiaceae
Product: transcription factor DUO1
Exons: 3
Coding region: 272-1129 (285 amino acids)
Source: RefSeq, a predicted model, not a curated record